This is a messenger RNA of Ceutorhynchus assimilis (cabbage seed weevil), 821 nucleotides long. NCBI's taxonomy places the organism in Eukaryota, Metazoa, Arthropoda, Insecta, Coleoptera, Curculionidae. The record is from the annotation of a GenBank genome assembly.
AAAAAAUGUUCCUGGUCCAGAUGGUCGCUCAACACAGGGUAAUAGCUGAAAAUAAAAAAACAGACGCUGUAUCAUUGUAGGAGAAACAGGCUGCUUGGAAUAAAAUUCAAUGUUCCUAUUGUAGCCAGGGCUUUCCAACUAAAAGUGUGAAACAAUUAAAAAAGUGUUGGGACAAUAUAAAACAGAAGUAAGUAUAACGAUAUUGUUCUAUGAACAAAUAUGCAGUACAGCUGUGUCUGGAAUGUUUUAGAAAAAGGCAGCAGAAUACAUUAGCCCGACAAAACAGGUUGUUAACGGGAGGUGGUUCUCCUAAGGAGGUCAUUACUGAUCUCGUUACGGAUUUUGCGGGGAGUGCUUUUCCAGCAAUAGAUGUUGAGUUGGGGAACGACUGGGACAGCACAGCUGUUUUCGAAAAAAAAAAUUUGUUAAGCCCGUUAGCUACAAAGGGCAAUGAUGCAGUGAUGGAUAACCGAACCCCACUGUCCCCACUGAAUGAUGAAAGCAGCCAGUCAGAGGAUGAAGCUGUGCUACCAUGUCAGCCUUCAGCAGGUGCAUCUAUGAAGGUUGUGCCUGAACAGCUCACUCCAGCACCCAUUGAUCAAAAAGCACUCCAUCCGUCUAACAGGCGAAUGCGAUCCAAGCGCACAUGUAGCUGUAUCGACGAGUUAAUUCAGCUGCAAAUUAAAAAAGUCAGAGACGGCAUUGACCAGCAACGGGAGUUGCACGAAAAGCGGAUGGAAGCCGCGAACGCUGAAGCCAGAUUAGCUAUGGUUCGUCUGCUCCAGGCGGAAGAAGAGCUUCGCGAUUCCCAAGAUAAAUAG